AUGGUCCGUAUUCUCAUCACCGGCUCCGCCGAUGGCCUAGGACUCGAGGCCGCACGCCAACUAGUGAAGCGCGGCCACACCGUCUACCUGCACGGCCGCAACGAGAAACGCGCAGCUGAUGCAAGAGUCGCCUGUCCCGGCGCUGCUGGAGUGCUGAUCGCCGAUUUCACCGAUGUGGCUGAGACUCGCCGGCUUGCCGAGGAAGCCAACGCGAUCGGCCAAUUUGAUGCCGUUAUUCUCAACGCCGGCAUGCUGUCCGGGCCGUUCCGCAAGACGAAACCCGGUAUUCCGGCCAUGGUGUUUGUCAACGUCGUGGCCCCGUAUAUCCUGACCUGCUUGUUGCAGCGUCCCAAGCGGCUGAUAUACAUCUCGUCGACGUUGCAUCGCCAGGCCGACACUAGCCUCGGGGAUAUCUUCUGGCUUAAGCGCGGCGAAGCAAGCUUCCGGGAUUUCGCGGCGUACUGCGACUCGAAGUUGCAUGUUCUGCUUCUUGCCAAUGCUGUGGCCAGAAGGUUUCCGGAUGCCUCUGUGGUCUCAGUUCAUCCGGGAUGGGUAGCCACCAAGCUCGGUGGCCAAGGUGCCACUGAUAAACUGGAGGAUGGGGUGGAAACUUAUGUGAUGUUGGCCGAGGGGGAUUACGACCAGCGACUGACGGGAAAGUACUUUGAGCCGAAGAGAAAGCUUGCACGUCCGUUGCCAGUAUCAGAAGACGUCAACUUGCAGGAGAAGGUGGUCAAGGCUUGCGAGGAUGUGACUGGUCUGAAACUUCUGGCUUAA
Aspergillus clavatus NRRL 1 is the source of this 777-nucleotide messenger RNA. Its product is annotated as SDR family NAD(P)-dependent oxidoreductase. Lineage: Eukaryota; Fungi; Ascomycota; Eurotiomycetes; Eurotiales; Aspergillaceae. The record is from RefSeq and is a predicted model, not a curated record. The transcript has a single exon. Bases 1 to 777 code for a protein of 258 amino acids.